UAAACCACUCUACAAGUGUAAACAUAUUGUGCAACGAAUAUCUGAAAUUUAACGUGAGGCGGACAAUAUGUUUUUUGGACAGCCUUGAAAACUACAUUUCCCAACAAUCAUCUGCUUUCCUAGGCAAUGUCCGUGCAAAGCCGCUUGGAUAAAAAAAGCUGGGCGCAACAGCUGAAGUAUACCAUUACACGCCGGGGAACCUGCUCAGUCUUUAUUGGGACAAGGACGGAAUAAAAUAGAACUGCGAAGGAUUUACUUAUCCACGUUGUAGUCAACACAAGAGAUGAGAUCCACUCUUUCUUAAAUGUGACACAUGGUCGAAUUAGUCGUCGAAUUAGUCCGUAUUGAAAGAUAAGCCGUUAUAAUUCUCGCACUUGACAGUGGAUAUUGUCUUUAGGGUGCAAUGUUUGAUUCACCAUCUCAACAGGAUCUCUAGUUACUUUUGCACGCGCAAUGGGAUUACAACUUGCUUGCUUAUCAAGUGGGAACAGUUGCGCUCCAUAGCCGGUCCACGCACAGGACGGGCGCGAGAUAUGGAAUUUAGCUUAAUCAACAGGUACACGUGAUUCUUUGCAUGUGGACUUACAAUAUCUCAUCCUGUAGAAAACAAGCGAAAGUGCCCCGCUAACACUCCUCUGAGGAAAUACUGGAUAUCGGCAUGCAGGGUAACAGAUGAACAACUCCAAUUUAUGAAAUGUAAUGAAUCAUGCACACAACUUACUGGCUCUGAUGUCAUUUUUUUUAGAAACAAUGUAAUGCCUUUGUUUAUUACUUAUAAAAGACAUUUUACCUGACAAAGACUGACAAAGUAAAAGCAACCACAUUUAUGUGAGUUAUGCUUGGAACUAAUCGAAAUCAGUACACUUUGCUGAAAGAUUUUCUGGUUUGCAGAAACAGAUAGGUGACAAUGCCCUUUAGUCCUUGAAUGGCGUUCUGUCCUGAAUAAAAUGGCCAAACCGGAGUAAGACCCUCCUCCCGCCUGAAGAGGUGCAUGGGUGCUCGUGUAGUGUGUUGUGACUUAGAAAGGUCAUGGGGUGUGUCCAGAGUGGGACUUGUAAACCGCCUUUCUCUGACACUAUCACGGUCCUUGAACUGAACGCCUCAAUUGACCCAAACCCCACAACAGUGGACGAGUCGUCAGACGUGGUGUUGCGGUACCGGACCCCUUACUUCCGGGCCUCUGCCCAGGUACUGGUCCCGCCUGUGCUCAAGAAAGAGAUCUGGACCAUCGGCUGGAUUCAGGCCUGUAACCAGAUGGACUUCUACAACCACUAUGGAAACGAAGGCCUGUCCAGCUGGGAGCUCCCUGCGCUGCGGUCCGGCCGCGUGCCGGCUCUGAGCGACUCGGACGGCGUGAGCUAUCCGUGGUACGGCAGCACGAGCGAGAUCUACACGGUGGUGGGCCCCACCAGGCGCGAGACGCGGCUCACCGUCUCCAUGAACGACAACUUCCAUCCCAGCGUCACCUGGAGCGUCCCCAUAGCGACGAUGGGCAGUCCGGCGCAGCUGACCGGCAUCCGACGGCACCAGUGCUUCACCACGUGGCUCGUGGCUCGUCACGAGGCGUCCGGCGAGAUGACGCUACUGCGCACGCUACGCUGGAAGGUGCGGCUACGCAUCGACGUUGACCCCCAGCGACCCCUGGGUCAGCGCGCACGCCUGCUGGAGCCACUGCUGCAGGACCAGCCGCUGGUGUUGCCUAGCAACGAGCCCCUCCCACCCAGCGCUCUGACCCCGCCCAACGCCAACCACGCCCAGAUGCUCAUGUGGAGACCCAGCAACGCCCCGCCCAUCAUGGUCAUCCCGCCCAGAUACACACCCACACCCUGAUACACACACACACCCUGAUACACACACACCGUUAUACACACACACACACCUCCCGAGCCAUGUCCAUAUACGGGCAUCACUGAGAUGCCCUCCCGAGCCAUGUCCAUAUACGGGCAUCACUGAGAUGCCCUCCCGAGCCAUGUCCAUAUACGGGCAUCACUGAGAUGUCCAUAUAUGGGCAUCACUGAGACGCCCUCCCGAGCCAUGUCCAUAUACGGGCAUCACUGAGACGCCCUCCCGAGCCAUGUCCAUAUACGGGCAUCACUGAGACGCUCUCCCGAGCCAUGUCCAUAUACGGGCAUCACUGAGACGCCCUCCCGAGCCAUGUCCAUAUAUGGGCAUCACUGAGAUGUCCAUAUACGGGCAUCACUGAGACGCCCUCCUGAGCCAUGUCCAUAUACGGGCAUCACUGAGACGCUCUCCCGAGCCAUGUCCAUAUAAGGGCAUCACUGAGACGCUCUCCCGAGCCAUGUCCAUAUACGGGCAUCACUGAGACGCCCUCCCAAGCCAUGUCCAUGUUCACCCCUUGCAGACACUUAAGUCACGUGACGGCUCCAUGCUGGACGGCAAAAAGAUAGGAGAUGGACGGCAAAUUACAUUAUGGCAUAAAGAUUAUGAUGAA
Alosa sapidissima (American shad) is the source of this 2452-nucleotide messenger RNA. It is a transcript of the gene fam78aa, whose product is annotated as family with sequence similarity 78 member Aa. The transcript is spliced from 2 exons. NCBI's taxonomy places the organism in Eukaryota, Metazoa, Chordata, Actinopteri, Clupeiformes, Clupeidae. The record is from RefSeq and is a predicted model, not a curated record. The coding region runs from base 1030 to 1830 and encodes 266 amino acids.